UUUGACUUGUGAAACCGACUUUUACAGAGUAACGGUGCUCCCGGAACAACAAUCCUCCAUCAUGGCCGCCUCAGAUGUGAAAUUCGAAGGGGUAAAAUGCGAUGCUUGCUGUCGUAAAGAUAUAACAGGGACCCGCUGGAAGUGCGAAGUAUGUUGCGACCAUGAUCUCUGCGACGACUGCUACAAAAGCGGCAAGCACUACCGAGAGCACCCCUUCCUGCGGCUCAAGAAGCCCGGUGGUUCAGCGGAAAGAGUGCAGCCAAGAAAUAAAUCCAACAAGUUAGAUAGGACCAGCAUCGUGAGAGGCGGUGACAGGUUUUAUGGAAUCUGCUGCGACGGCUGUCGUCAGAUGAACAUAUCUGGAGUCCGCUGGAAGUUCAACUACUUCCUCAAUGCCAAACCAUCUUGA
This is a messenger RNA of Rhipicephalus microplus (southern cattle tick), 409 nucleotides long. RefSeq lists its product as uncharacterized. Gene Ontology annotation, cellular component: cytoplasm. Gene Ontology annotation, biological process: protein ubiquitination. The record is from RefSeq and is a predicted model, not a curated record. Gene Ontology annotation, molecular function: zinc ion binding. NCBI's taxonomy places the organism in Eukaryota, Metazoa, Arthropoda, Arachnida, Ixodida, Ixodidae.